This is a messenger RNA of Elaeis guineensis (African oil palm), 3993 nucleotides long. RefSeq names its product inactive protein kinase SELMODRAFT_444075. NCBI's taxonomy places the organism in Eukaryota, Viridiplantae, Streptophyta, Magnoliopsida, Arecales, Arecaceae. The record is from RefSeq and is a predicted model, not a curated record. Gene Ontology annotation, molecular function: ATP binding; protein kinase activity. Gene Ontology annotation, biological process: protein phosphorylation.
AAGCUGGGGAAGAAGGGAAGCGAAUAUACCCUCUCUCUCUUCGCUUUCUUCGUGUCGAUCGCCUUUUCCUCUUCCCCUUUUUCUUUUCUAGGGCUAGGGUUUACUUCUUGUUUUCCUAGCGAUCUCAAUUUCGAUUUGAUAGAUCUGGCUCCUUUUUCCGUGCUGCAUUUUGAUUCUUCUGGCUUCGGAGAAACGAAGAUUUGCUGAAAGGUCGUCAUGCAAUGCUGUUGAACCAAGUUGUCUUUUGUUCUAUUCUUUGCUACAGAAUUAGGUUUAGGUCUUUAAAUUUCUUCAAGGAUUCAAGAGGUUAUUCGGAUAAAACGUCGAAAGAUUUCUUUCUAUGGACCGAGUCGUCCCGGAUUCGAGUGCAUUUGAGCAACAGUUUUAGGCUUUCUUGAGCUUUAUUUGAGGGUGGGGUUGUCGAUGAGAUUGUGUUAAAAGGGAUUGACCAAAGAUUCUUUUGAUCUUAUUUUCUCGCACUUUCUUGUCAUUUUCGGUGAUUUGAUCAAUCGAUCGAUCGAUCGAUUCCUUGCUAUCUAUUCUGUUUUCUUCCCCACAGGCGAUCAUUGUUCUCCCCUGUACUGGAGAUGUUCGUCUGGCGGUUUCUAGGAUUUUGGGCCAUCUGGUCUGAAGGGGAUCAGGAGUUUGUUACUGUGGAAAGGUCACCGAUUCCCCUUUUCCCUGUCGUUUUCUGGCAAAAGUAAUGGUACGCUCAUCAGAACAAUGUUUCAUUCUCUCUAGCUUUUGUUGUUUUCCUAACUAUAGACGGAAAAAGAACCUUUCUUUGAAAGAAGAAGAAGAGAAGCACAUCUUUGUAUGCUUGGAAUGUCAGGAUUAUCGGAAGGAAAAAAAAGGGUGUUGAGGGAUAGCCUUCUAAUGGUUCCCGAAGGCAUCGAGAAGGGAUAGGGAAGGAAAAGAAACUUAAAGGGAGAGAGAUUAUGGGGUCGGGUGGGUUAAAAACCUUGGGCAUUUCAUAUGAUCGGGUUGACAAGUCUUUAUCUUUUUUGUGAUUCCCUGCAAAUAGUGAUAAGGACCGUGAAUUCUUGUCUCUUUUAUCUGUAUCUAACUUGAUCUAUCGGUGUCCUAGUGAUCGUAAGUUUUAUUUUUCUAAAGCCUCUGUUUAUUCUUUUUCUUCUUCUGGGUUCACUGCCUCUGUUAUUAACGGUGGGAGGCCUAGUUCUGUGAGGUGGGUAUGAAGGUGAGGGUUUAGUUGAAGUUUUGGGCUUGGCAUUGGAUGGGUGAGAUGAAUGCUAAUCUGCACCGGAAUCUCGGAAAGACUGAUAAGGGUCACGAUGAGAGGAUUGUGGUAGCAGUGAAGGCUUCAAAGGAAAUCCCAAGAACUGCUAUUAUCUGGGCUUUAACCCAUGUUGUUCAACCUGGUAGUUGUAUCACUCUAUUGGUUGUGCUUCCACCACGCGGCUCAGGUACCAUUUCUCUGAACUUUCUGUUAUGUUUCAUCCGGAGAAAUUCCAUGCGAUCCUUUGUUUGGCUUCCUUUAGUUUAUUUUCUUCGUUGCUGGUUGAUAACUGCUUGCGUUCUAUUAAACUAACCACUGCAGUUGCUUUCAUAGUGUGCUGGUGUACUUACUGCUUGUUCAGAGAAAGAUCACUUGCAUGAUCAUUAGCUUAUACUUCAAUAUUUUUGACUGAGCCUCAGUUAGUAUUUAUUGAUAUUUUUGAUGUUGAAAGCUUGUUAUUAUGUAGCAAGAAAGCCACUUUUUUGGUUGGUGGGGUUAUGAUCGGUACCAAGAAACAAUUAUCCUAUAUUGGAGGAAUGAUUAUUUUCAGCCUCCCUUAUCACAGCUAAGGACUUGCAGUAGUCUUCAAUCAGGUAGAAAAAUAUGGGGUUUUCCAAGAUUUGCGGCUGACUGUGCCAGUGGUCACAGGAGGUCAUCUUUUAGGACCGCUUUGGAGCGGAAUUCAGAUAUCACAGACUUAUGUUCCCAAAUGAUGCUUCAACUUCAUGAUUUUUAUGAUCCAAAUAAGAUAAGUGUCAAGAUAAAGAUUGUUUCUGGAUCACCUUGUGGUGUAGUUGCUGCUGAAUCCAAGCGAGCUCAAGCAAACUGGGUUGUCUUGGACAAACAGCUGAAGCAUGAGAAAAAGAAGUGCAUGGAAGAACUUCAAUGUAACAUUGUUGUUGUGAAGCACUAUCAACCUAAGGUUCUACGAUUAAAUCUGAUAGGAUCACCUGAUUCAGAGCCCCAAGUGUGCUAUCCACCACCUCCUGAGGAAGGCGAAUCACCUGGAAAAGACUCAAAGCAAACCAGGGUUCCUCCUAAGUCCAUCCGAGGGCCAGCUGUAACUCCUACAAGUAGUCCUGAAAUUGGGACACCAUCUCCUGCUACUGAAGCUGGAACAUCAUCAGUAUCAAGCUCAGAUCCUGGGACCUCACAAUUAUUUGCUUCUGAAGCAAACAGUGGUGUUAAGAAUGAACUAGUAACCACAAAAGCAACUCUUGAAGUGGAUAUAACUAGCGCAGGGUCUGACAGUGAAAGCUCAAGUCCAACAACCUUAGGUUCUCUGUAUGGAAUGUCUGAGAUAUUCAGCACGGCUCGAUCACGUUCCAACCAAGUUGAGGAAAUUUGUCAAAAAUUCAAAGAUAAAGCUCAUAUUUUCACAGCCAAAGUCUUACUGGAGGAUUUUUGUGAACUUGAUGACAAAGCAAGAACCAAUAUCCUGAACUAUAAAUCAGAUAACAAUUUCAGUGGAAAUAUUAGGGAAGCAAUUUCACUACCUAGAAAUGCACCUCCAAGACCACCUCCUUUAUGUUCGAUAUGUCAACACAGGGCACCUGUGUUUGGAAAACCUCCUAGAAGAUUCAGUUAUGCUGAGCUGGAACUUGCCACAGGUGGAUUUGCCCGAGCAAACUUCUUGGCUGAGGGUGGUUUUGGAUUUGUUUAUAGAGGGAUGUUGCCUGAUGGUCAGGCCAUUGCUGUAAAGCAGAACAAACUGGCUAGCUCUCAAGGAGAUCUUGAAUUCUGCUCCGAGGUGGAGGUUUUAAGCUGUGCACAACAUCGCAAUGUUGUGAUGCUAAUUGGUUUAUGUGUUGAAGACAGGAGAAGGUUGCUGGUCUAUGAAUAUAUCUGCAAUGGUUCACUGGAUUUGCAUCUUUAUGGUUGUAAUCAAAAGCCUUUGGAAUGGUCUGCUAGACAAACAAUUGCAGUCGGAGCAGCUCGAGGUUUGAGAUACCUUCAUGAAGAGUGCAGGGUGGGCUGCAUUGUCCACCACGACAUGAGGUCAAACAACAUUCUAGUCACCCAUGAUUUUGAACCAAUGGUUGGAGAUUUUGGCUUGGCGAGAUGGCAGCCUGAUGUAGACCAGGGUGUGGAAACACGAGCGAUUGGCACCUUUGGGUACCUGGCUCCAGAAUAUGCGCAGAGCGGACAAAUCACAGAAAAGGCAGACGUGUAUUCCUUUGGUGUAGUACUGAUGGAGCUUGUUUCUGGACGGAAAGCUGUGGAUAUUAGCCGUCCAAGGGAUCAGCAGUGUCUCACUGAAUGGGCUCGCCCUUUAUUGGAUAAAUGUGCGAUAGAUGAGCUUGUAGACCCACGAUUGGGAAAUUGCUACUCUCAACAUGAGGCUUGUUGCAUGUUGUAUGCAGCAUCAUUGUGCAUCAGACAUGAACCUCAUGCAAGGCCUCGAAUGUCCCAGGUGCUCCAUAUACUCGAGGGAAACGGUGUGCUGGAACAGAUUAAAUUUCAACAUCUUGAUAUGACACUGUAAACAAAAAGCUGAGAAAAGUGAUCUGAUGAGAUUGCGCGUCAUUAUAAUGGUGCAGUCCUGCCCGAGGCUCCAGAGGGCUUGAGCCAAAAGCUCUGAAGAACAGCAUAUUGGGAGAGAAGGCUCAUCUCCUGUUAUGUGUAAGACAAUGACGGUAGAUCAGAUGUAAUGUAUAACCCACCCCUAUGGGCUCUUUUUAAAUGAUCUGUUGUCCAUAUUUUCUGUGGUGGUCCGGUAUUUAAUUUACAUAAAAAAAAAGUCCAGUAUUUAUUUA